AUGGCUAUACCGGACGCCACUGACUUGCAUUUUUACAAAGAGAUUCGAUCAGACUGUGUAUCCUGGAAACGUGUUCGAGAUCUUGUUGUAUCAGACGAUACUGUGCUUGAUCCCACGUCCUCCGGUUCUGGUUCUAAGAGCACCACCACCAAAGCCAACGCCAAACUGUCACCAUCACAGCAAAAUAUUACAAAUUCCACCAUCCCUUCACUGCCUCAUCAUCGAUCCCACGAUGCUGUCUGGAAAGACAUCUUCUUGCCUGAAGAUUUAAACGCGAUCAUCAACUUUAAGAAGCCCAUGCUUCCCAAACUUCCCGCCAAUUUUGAGGAGUAUUUACUCUCAUACAAUGGAAAGAAGGAUGUCAAGAGUUUGGUGGCUCGGCGACGCGAAGUCGAUUUUGAUCCGUUUGAAGCGCCAGAGUUGUAUUGGGCACAUAAAGCUAUUGUUGAGGCCUCAGAUCUGUUUGUUUACAACUACUUGCCUUUCCAAGAUCACAGCGAAAGUGAUUUAAUUCACCAGAUUUGGAGUUUUGGUGAAAAGGCAGUACAGCUUCUGGAGAGCGAAGAAAUGCGACCCAUGGAUCGAGCACUAGUUCCACUGCACCAAGACGAUCCAAGAAGGAAGAAUGAAGCUGCCUCGCACCAUGAAAAAUAUAAUUGUGUCUCGUCGCUGAAGCCCCGUCUGCGAUUCGCAAUAUCAAGUGGAUACUCUGGUGGCUGGUUGAGCACAUAUACGAGCGAGUAUUGUGCAGCGUUUGCUUUGUCUUUCGUAUAUAAUCUGUCAGGUUUGUACCUCACUGCAUAUAUCAUGGAUUCUCCUGCUGGUAAAGCAUGUCGAAUUACCAAAGUUGGCCCGUUUGAGUUUCCGCGUUCACCAACAGUUUUUGCAAAGAAGGUGAUACCUCUUCUUGCACUUACAUGGCAAAUGAAGACAUUGAUGAACGCUGUGGUAAGGAUAGUAGAAGAAGAUGAGACCAUCAUCAUGCCAUCCACCGACAACUGCCAAGCAACGCCGUUGAUACUAGAUUGCGUAUCAUCGCCAAAGCUUUCACCGAGAAAGCGUAACCAUGAUGAAGUUGACGAAUGA
Messenger RNA from Zychaea mexicana, 1086 nucleotides. RefSeq lists its product as uncharacterized. The transcript is spliced from 9 exons. The record is from RefSeq and is a predicted model, not a curated record. The coding region runs from base 1 to 1086 and encodes 361 amino acids. NCBI's taxonomy places the organism in Eukaryota, Fungi, Mucoromycota, Mucoromycetes, Mucorales, Lichtheimiaceae.